This is a messenger RNA of Carassius auratus (goldfish), 735 nucleotides long. Its product is annotated as repetitive proline-rich cell wall protein-like. The record is from RefSeq and is a predicted model, not a curated record. Bases 1 to 735 code for a protein of 244 amino acids. The transcript is spliced from 4 exons. NCBI's taxonomy places the organism in Eukaryota, Metazoa, Chordata, Actinopteri, Cypriniformes, Cyprinidae.
AUGCGGGUGCCUGGUAAACCAAACAAUGACAUGUACACCACAAUCCCCAGGAACUGCUCCAAUUCUUUUAUGGCGUGGAACAUCAACCUCUUCUACUUCAUCUUCAUCCUCAGACUCUUUGUCAUUGUCAAGAGACAGUUCUACAAGCCACCAGCAAGUGACCAAUCUCAGCUCUACAAGCCAGCUAUUCAGCCACCAGCAAGUGACCAAUCUCAGCUCUACAAGCCAGCUAUUCAGCUACCAGCAAGUGACCAAUCUCAGUUCUACAAGCCAGCUAUUCAGCCACCAGCAAGUGACCAAUCUCAGUUCUACAAGCCACCUAUUCAGCUACCAGCAAUUGACCAAUCUCAGUUCUACAAGCCACCUGUUCAGCCACCAGCAAGUGACCAAUCUCAGUUCUACAAGCCACCUAUUCAGCUACCAGCAAUUGACCAAUCUCAGUUCUACAAGCCACCUGUUCAGCCACCAGCAAGUGACCAAUCUCAGUUCUACAAGCCAGCUAGUCAGCCACCAGCAAGUGACCAAUCCCAGUUCUACAAGCCACCUAGUCAGCCACCAGCAAGUGACCAAUUUCUUUUCUACCAACCAGCUAGUCAGCCACCAGCAAGUGACCAAUCCCUGUUUUACAAGCCAGCUAUUCAGCCACCAGCAAGUGACCAAUCCCAGUUCUACAAGCCACCUAGUCAGCCACCAGCAAGUGACCAAUUUCAUUUCUACCAACCAGCUACUAAAUAG